This is a messenger RNA of Culicoides brevitarsis, 306 nucleotides long. Its product is annotated as flexible cuticle protein 12-like. Gene Ontology annotation, cellular component: chitin-based extracellular matrix. Bases 1 to 306 code for a protein of 101 amino acids. The record is from RefSeq and is a predicted model, not a curated record. Lineage: Eukaryota; Metazoa; Arthropoda; Insecta; Diptera; Ceratopogonidae. Gene Ontology annotation, molecular function: structural constituent of chitin-based larval cuticle. The transcript has 2 exons.
AUGAAAUUCGCAAUUGUUUUCGCUGCCCUCGUUGCCGUCGCCAUCGCCGCUGGUGACGUUGAAGUCUUGAAAUACGACAACGAAAACUCCGGUGUUGAUGGAUACAGCUUCGCUUUCGAAACCAGCGAUGGAACCAAGCACGAUGAAUCUGGCGUCGUUAACAACGUUGGCCAAGAAAAUGAAGCCAUCUCCGUCAAGGGAUCAUACUCCUUCGUUGCCGAUGAUGGACAAACCUACACCGUCAACUACGUUGCUGACGAAAAUGGUUUCCAACCCGAAGGUGCCCAUUUGCCCAAAUCCGAAUAA